Molecule: messenger RNA, 2284 nt
Organism: Nycticebus coucang (slow loris)
Lineage: Eukaryota; Metazoa; Chordata; Mammalia; Primates; Lorisidae
Gene: ZNF488
Product: zinc finger protein 488
Exons: 3
Coding region: 1-1386 (461 amino acids)
Biological process (GO): regulation of DNA-templated transcription
Cellular component (GO): nucleus
Source: RefSeq, a predicted model, not a curated record
AUGAAGGUAGACAGGAUAUCUCACUCCGCUUUUGCUGCCAUCCAGAUCCACAGUGGUCUCAGAAACCUGGAGCUCUGCACCGAAUUUAGCAAGUGGCCUUUUGUGGGCACAGAGGGCGCUGUGGAGCUCAGUUUGCUGUGGGUGUGGCUUCCCUGUACCUGCACCCACACCAAGUACCAGGUGUCUGAUUCCAGAGGGGAUGGAAGCCGCCUCUGCCCAGCCCUUCCCACCACCAAAGAGCCCUGGAAAUAUGUGAGGGGCCUGUGGCCGAGUGUGUCCAGUCCAGCCAUCCUGGGGAGUGUUCCCAUCUCCUGGCUCCUCCCUUGGCCAAGCCCUGUGAAUCUCAGCACCCUGAACCCUGAUGGCUGCCAAAGCAUUUGCCUUGCUCAGCCAGUGGCCCAGGCCCUGAUGACCAACAUGGCUGCUGGGAAGGGGGCUCCACCAAGCCCAUCAGCUGCAAACAGAUGGCAGCUUAGCGACCCUGAACAGGGCCAGGGAUGUAAGCCAGUGCUGCUCGAGAAAACCAACCAUUUGGGCUCCGAGGCUGCCAUGGGCAGGGACGGCCGGGAUGCUGCUUGUGCAGAGCUGGCACUGUCUGCAGCCACGGGCAAGCCUAGACUGGGCAAGCCGCUGCCCCAAAAAGUGUGUGGGGAGCAGAGGCAGAGCACCCUCACGGAGCUGCCCAGGCUCAAGGAGAGGCUGGGGGGUCAUCAGGCCCAAGAAAGGGAGCAGGAUGACCCAGUAGGCCAACCUGGCCCCCUGCAGCUGACACAGGAUAUUCCCAGGGACCUGGCUGGCAGCACGGUCUUCUCUGUGUGGCCCAGUGGAGCCCGAGGUGAGCAGAGAAGCGCCUUCAGCAAGCCAGCUAAGCGGCCAGCAGAAAGGCCUGGGCCAAGCCCCAUCUUCCCUGCAAGUGAAUGUGCGGAUAGCCUGGGGAAGCUGUCUGGACUCCUCAAUGCUGUAGAUAUGCCUUGCGGUCGAAUUUCAACUCCCAAGCUUUUGGUCAGUGAUUUCUGGAACUUGCAGAUGUUGCCACAGAAUUCUUCAUUCUGCAGCACUUUCCUGGGUGGCCCUACACUGUGGCUGGAGCACACCCAGGCCCGGGUGCUUACACCCUCAUCAUCCUCCCCCACCUCCUGGGCCCUCCUGCCACCCACUCUCACUUCCCUGGGCUUGUCUACCCAGAACUGGUGUGCAAAGUGCAACCUCUCCUUCCGCCUGACGUCCGACCUGGUCUUCCACAUGAGGUCCCACCACAAAAAGGAGCCCGCAGGGCCAGACCCUCCUUCUAAGAAGCGGAGAGAAGAGGCCCUCACCUGCCCUGUGUGCCAGGAGUACUUCCGGGAGCGCCACCAUCUCUCCCGGCACAUGACUUCUCAUAGUUAGCAGGCGGCUGUGCAGAGACCACUGGGUGUGGCCUCUGGUAUUGGCAGUGGACCCUGGACUUGCUUCUCAGUUGUCUGCAGGAAUUCUUUGGCAUCCAUAGAUGAACAGCUCAGUUAUAAUUUGGAAAAGAAGGACAAUCCUGUGCAAUGUGUGCUGAAGAAAACAGAAAAGGAAAUAAAAGGAUGGGUUUUGCUAAUUCAGGGUGGGGGGCUGACAGUCACCGAGAAUGAGGCCUGCUCCUGGUGCACAGUGUGGGCUUUGGAGGCAGACAAGGAUUCUUGCACAUGCUGGCCAUGACUUUGGACACAGGUCUUUAACCUUCUGGGCUCUAGUUUUCCUAUCUGUAAACUAGAGCUGGUGAUGCCUAAGUCUUAGUUGGCAUAUGAGUCACAUGGGAUGUGGUCAGCAAGCUGAGUGGCAACCAGGCGUGCUGCGUAAAUGAGGUUUUUGACAACUGUCUGUGCUGUCAGCUGUCAUUAUUAACAAGCUCUUAGUAAUGGCAGAUAAGCAAUAGCAUCUGUGUCUCAGUCACGGGUCUCUGGGUUGGCUGGGGUUGAGCUGGGCUGGGCUCAGAAGGCUGUUUUUCUUCUGGGGUUAUGGGCUACCCAGAGCACGUUUCUCUUACAGCUGUGCCAAGAUCACAGGGAUGAGCCCUCUCAAACAUAAGCACAUCUCAAGCCUCUGCUUGAGUCACGGUGCUAACAUCCUUUUGGUUGAUGCCAGACAUAGGGCCAGACCCAAGGUUGGGGAGUGAGAAAGCACCGGCUGCCCUCUGUGAGGCCACGGCCAGGAAGGAGGCGUGCAUCUGUCUCCAGGAGCGUGAGGAGGUGGGACUGGGAAUUCAGCAUACCACCUGGUCUGUGGGUAUUCGUGUUGUGCAGAGGUAAAAAGGGGGAGG